This is a messenger RNA of Cebus imitator (Panamanian white-faced capuchin), 2829 nucleotides long. It is a transcript of the gene SEMA7A, whose product is annotated as semaphorin 7A (John Milton Hagen blood group). The record is from RefSeq and is a predicted model, not a curated record. Gene Ontology annotation, molecular function: semaphorin receptor binding; chemorepellent activity; integrin binding. NCBI's taxonomy places the organism in Eukaryota, Metazoa, Chordata, Mammalia, Primates, Cebidae. Gene Ontology annotation, biological process: semaphorin-plexin signaling pathway; negative regulation of axon extension involved in axon guidance; neural crest cell migration. Bases 542 to 2527 code for a protein of 661 amino acids. Gene Ontology annotation, cellular component: external side of plasma membrane. The transcript is spliced from 14 exons.
CCAGUGUUCUCCCUGGCACAGCAAUAGCGGGUCCCUGAGUGCUCCCCACACAUCAUCGUUGUGCCUGCUGGUAGGCUCAGCAGGGAGCCGUGUCCACUCAGGCGAACCCGUUCUCCAAGGACCGUAGUCCUCAGGGAGCGAACCACUUAGCUGGACAUAGCAAGGUUGUUGGGUGUUGGACUCCUCUGCGCCCUUGGAGAGGUCCUCCACGACUUCUAGGCCGAUCUUUUUAUGGGGUGCGUGCAGUGGAACGGAAGUCCAGAGAGGGGAUAGGGCCUGCCGUUCCUGGCAGAAGACCGCAAGUCUGGCUUGUCCGCAGCCGGGUUCUCCCCGUGGAGUUGCCCGGGAGCGGGUGGCUGAGGCUCCCCGAGAAGCUCCGCUCCAGCUCAGGACAGCCAGGAAGGCGAGAAAAGGCUGCGAGGGGCGGGGGCGGGGCGGGGUGGGGUCAGCGCUGGCUCCGCCUCCUGGCGCUUGGGUCUGCCUGCGGCCGGGCGCUGGCUCAGUCUCGGCUGAUUGCCGCUGUCGCUCCCGGGGCCGCGGGAUGACGCCUCCUCCGCCCGGACGUGCCGCCCCCAGCGCACCGCGCGCCCGCGUCCCUGGCCCGCCGGCUCGGUCGGGGCUCCUGCUGCGGCUACUGCUGCUGCUCUGGGCAGCCGCCGCCUCCGCCCAAGGCCACCCGAGGAGCGGACCCCGCAUCUUCGCCGUCUGGAAAGGCCAUGCAGGGCAGGACCAUGUGGACUUCGGCCAGACCGAGCUGCACACGGUGCUUUUCCACGAGCCAGGCAGCUCCUCCGUGUGGGUGGGAGGACGCAGCAAGGUCUACCUCUUUGACUUCCCUGAGGGCAGGAACGCGUCUGUGCGCACGAUGAACAUCAGUGCCACAAAGGGGUCCUGUCUGGAUAAGCGGGACUGCGAGAACUAUAUCACUCUCCUGGAGAGGCGGGGUGAGGGGCUGCUGGCCUGUGGCACCAACGCCCGGCACCCCAGCUGCUGGAACCUGGUGAAUGGCACAGUGGUGCCACUUGGCGAGAUGAGAGGCUAUGCCCCCUUCAGUCCAGAAGAGAACUCCCUGGUUCUGUUUGAAGGGGACGAGGUGUAUUCCACCAUCCGGAAGCAGGAAUACAAUGGGAAGAUCCCUCGGUUCCGCCGCAUCCAGGGCGAGACUGAGCUGUACACCAGCGAUACAGUCAUGCAGAACCCACAGUUCAUCAAAGCCACCAUCGUGCACCAAGACCAGGCCUACGAUGACAAGAUCUACUACUUCUUCCGAGAGGACAAUCCUGACAAGAAUCCUGAGGCUCCUCUGAACGUGUCCCGUGUGGCUCAGCUGUGCAAGGGGGACCAGGGUGGGGAGAGCUCACUGUCAGUCUCCAAGUGGAACACUUUUCUGAAAGCCAUGCUGGUAUGCAGCGACGCUGCCACCAACAAGAACUUCAACAGGCUGCAGGACGUCUUCCUGCUCCCCGACCCCAGCGGCCAGUGGAGGGACACCAGGGUCUACGGCGUUUUCUCCAACCCCUGGAACUACUCAGCCGUGUGCGUGUAUUCCCUCGGUGACAUUGACAAGGUCUUCCGCACCUCCUCACUCAAGGGCUACUACUCAAGCCUCCCCAACCCUCGGCCUGGCAAGUGCCUCUCAUACCAGAAGCCGAUACCCACAGAGACCUUCCAGGUGGCUGACCGUCACCCAGAGGUGUCGCAGAGGGUGGAGCCCAUGGGGCCUCUGAAGACGCCAUUGUUCCACUCUAAAUACCACUACCAGAAAGUGGUCGUCCAUCGCAUGCAGGCCAGCCACGGGGACACCUUUCACGUGCUUUACCUAACUACAGACAGGGGUACCAUCCACAAGGUGGUAGAGCCAGGGGAGCGGGAGCGCGGCCUCGUCUUCAACGUCGUGGAGAUCCAGCCCUUCCGCCGCGCGGCCGCCAUCCAGGCCAUGUCGCUGGAUGCUGACCGGCGGAAGCUGUAUGUGAGCUCCCAGUGGGAGGUGAGCCAGGUGCCCCUGGACCUGUGUGAGGUCUAUGGCGGAGGCUGCCAUGGCUGCCUCAUGUCCCGAGACCCCUACUGCGGCUGGGACCAGGGCCGCUGCGUCUCCAUCUACAGUGCCCCGUGGCCAGUGCUGCAGUCCAUUAAUCCAGCCGAGCCACACAAGGAGUGCCCCAACCCAAAACCAGACAAGGCCCCACUGCAGAAGGUUUCCCUGGCCCCAAACUCCCGCUACUACCUGAGCUGCCCCAUGGAAUCCCGCCAUGCCACCUACUCAUGGCGCCACAAGGAAAACGUGGAGCAGAGCUGCGAACCUGGUCACCAGAGCCCCAACUGCAUCCUGUUCAUCGAGAACCUCACGGCCCAGCAGUACGGCCACUACUUCUGUGAGGCCCAGGAGGGCUCCUACUUCCUCGAGGCUCAGCACUGGCAGCUGCUGCCCGAGGACGGCAUCAUGGCUGAGCACCUGCUGGGCUGCGCCCAUGCCCUGGCCACCUCCCUCUGGCUGGGGGUCCUCACUCUCGGCUUGCUGGUCCACUAGGGCCUCCUGAGGCUGGGCAUCCCUCGGGCAUCUGCAGCCCAGGACACUAGAACAUCUCACACUCAGAGCCGGCUGGCCCGGGAGCUCCUUGACUGCUGCUUCUUCCAGGGGACAGAAUAACCCAGUGGAGGAUGCCAGGCCUGGAGAGGUCUAGCCACAGGCGGCUGCUGGGCCCCAGGUGGCACACGGGUGGUGAGGGGCUGAGCAUGAGGGCACCGACUGUGAAGCUGGGGCAUCGAUGACCCAAGACUUUGUCUUCUGGAAAAUAUUUUUCAAAGAUUCCUCAAACUUGACUAAAUGCA